This is a messenger RNA of Trichoderma reesei QM6a, 1326 nucleotides long. RefSeq lists its product as uncharacterized. Bases 1 to 1326 code for a protein of 441 amino acids. The transcript has 3 exons. Lineage: Eukaryota; Fungi; Ascomycota; Sordariomycetes; Hypocreales; Hypocreaceae. The record is from RefSeq and is a predicted model, not a curated record.
AUGUUCAGGUCUUCGCUCCUUCGAGCUUCAGAAAGGGCGUUUGGCGCCAGACUCGCCGGCCUCAAGCCAUCAUCACCAAUUCGACAGCCAUUGUACCGAAUAGACGCAACGAGAAACGCCAUCCGCCUCUCCAGCUCUUCCAAUGGCCCUCCGAAACCUCCAACCGACAAAGACCAGAAAAAUCCAGCCGAGAGGAAGCUCGAGCCAAGACCAGAUGUUUCCGCCACUAGCAGCGUUCGAACCCUCCUGGAGCCCGACGAGGGCGGCUCGAAAGAUACACACAACAUGAACUCGAGUCUCCAGCAAGAUGUUCAUCUCGUCAAGGAUACUUUCCGACUGGACACCGUCCCGCGAGAAUCUCACAUCCUCGGUCUUACAGGGACGCUGCCUUAUCUCGCUACCUCUCUCUCGACAGUUUACCUGGCCGUCAACCUCAACACCGAAAUCCCCUCAAUCAACAAGUUCUACAACACCAUCUUCCUAGAACACGGCACGGCGCAGUAUCUCCUCGACCUCCUCGAGCCGCUACAGCUCGGCUAUGGCGCCGUCAUCAUCUCAUUCCUCGGAGCCAUCCACUGGGGCCUCGAGUACGCUGAAAAGAAGCCCCAGCACGACCGCACCCGCUUCCGCUACGGCAUCGGCCUCCUCGCCCCCAUCGCCGCCUGGCCCACGCUCCUCAUGCCCGUCGAAUACGCCCUGACGGCCCAGUUCGGCGCCUUUGUCGCCCUCUACUACGCCGACUCCAGGGCCACGCGCCUCGGCUGGGCGCCGACCUGGUACGCAAAGUACCGCUUCCUGCUCACCGCCAUGGUUGGCCUGGCCAUCUUCAUCUCGCUCGUCGGACGGGCCAAGAUUUCGCAGAAGGGCGCCCUUAGGAAGGAGAGCAUGGAGGCCAAGUUGACGCAGCCGGGACUGGCGGACACGCACACGAACUGGAAGAAGUUAGAAGAGGAGGAGAAGGAAAGGGUUCGGAAGGAGAAGGAGCAGAAGGCCAAGGAGGAGGAGGAGGCGAAGAAGAAGAAGAAGAAGCAGGAGAAGAAGAAGGAGAAGAAGGACGGCAAGGAUGAUGCAGCAAAGAACAAGAAGGAUGAUGAGGACGAGGAGAGCGAGGAAAAGAAGAAAGAUGACAAGCAAGAUGACAGCAACGAGGAGAGCGAGGGCGACAAGGAAGAAGGAAAGGAUGACAAGGACGAGGGCUCAGACAAGGAGGAGAAGAACAACAAAGAGGACGACUCCCAAGACGACAAAGAGGCCAAGGAGGACGACAAGCCCAAGGAUGACGAGUCCAAGGAUGAGUCCAGCAAGGACAAGAAAAAGUCCGACUGA